Messenger RNA from Cynocephalus volans (Philippine flying lemur), 3099 nucleotides. RefSeq names its product tetraspanin 17 (gene TSPAN17). Gene Ontology annotation, cellular component: plasma membrane. Lineage: Eukaryota; Metazoa; Chordata; Mammalia; Dermoptera; Cynocephalidae. The record is from RefSeq and is a predicted model, not a curated record. The transcript has 8 exons. Bases 143 to 955 code for a protein of 270 amino acids.
CCCGACCGGCGCUCUGUGUGGCCGCGGCCAUGAAGCCGCAGCCUCCGGGCUAGGCCCGGGGCGGCUCUAGCCCAGGGCGGCCCGCAGGGGGCUGGGCCCGGUCCGGGGCUCCGGUUCCCAGGCCGGCGGGCGGCCUCCCACCAUGCCCGGCAAGCACCAGCACUUCCAGGAACCCGAGGUCGGCUGCUGUGGGAAAUACUUCCUGUUUGGCUUCAACAUUGUCUUCUGGGUGCUGGGAGCCCUGUUACUGGCCAUCGGCCUCUGGGCCUGGGGUGAGAAGGGUGUCCUCUCCAACAUCUCAGCGCUGACAGAUCUGGGAGGCCUUGAUCCUGUGUGGCUGUUUGUGGUGGUUGGAGGCGUGAUGUCGGUGCUGGGCUUUGCUGGCUGCAUUGGGGCCCUCCGGGAGAACACCUUCCUGCUCAAGUUUUUUUCCGUGUUCCUCGGUCUCAUCUUCUUCCUGGAGCUGGCGACAGGGAUCCUGGCCUUCAUCUUCAAGGACUGGAUCCGAGACCAGCUCAACCUCUUCAUCAACAACAAUGUCAAGGCCUACCGGGACGACAUAGACCUUCAGAACCUCAUCGACUUUGCUCAGGAAUAUUGGUCUUGCUGCGGAGCCCGAGGGCCCAAUGACUGGAACUUCAAUAUCUACUUCAACUGCACUGACUUGAACCCGAGCCGGGAGCGCUGUGGGGUGCCCUUCUCCUGCUGUGUCAGGGACCCUGCGGAAGAUGUCCUCAACACCCAGUGUGGCUAUGACGUCCGUCUCAAACUGGAGCUGGAGCAGCAGGGCUUCAUCCACACCAAAGGCUGUGUGGGCCAGUUUGAGAAGUGGCUGCAGGACAACCUGGUUGUUGUGGCUGGGGUCUUUGUGGGCAUCGCCCUCCUCCAGAUCUUUGGCAUCUGCCUGGCCCAGAACCUCAUGAGUGACAUCAAGGCAGUGAAGGCCAACUGGUGAGGCCACUACAGGCCAUGGCCACACACCUGGCAUACCCAGGCCUCUGGUGGGGGACCUCCCAGGUCCCUCCUGCUGUGCCCAUGACGGGCAAGGCUGCAGGAGGUGUUUCUGCUUGGACCUGAGCCCCAUAUGGGGUUCUCAUGUGCUGUCCGCCCACAGAGAAAGUCACUGUGGCUCUGCCUGGGCUGCUUGUCCUGGAGCUCUGUGUGCAUGGAGGGUGUGUGUACAUGUGCACAGGGAAGCCACUGUCUCGGCUCUUGUUGGGGUGGUGGGCUCUCCAGGGGACUAGGAUGAUCUCAGCUAUGAGUGCAGGUCAGGUGGGUGGGAGGCACUUCUGUGGAGGGUCUGCAUGUGUCCCCCCCCGCUAGGACACUCUUCUCUGUGCUUAGCUAUGUGGGGUGGGCUUUGAGGCCUGCUGUUGCCCGGGCCACAGCCUCACACAGCUUUGGAGCUCUCCUCUCUACUAGCUGUGACCUUGAGCCUGCCAGGAGCCCUUCAGCUUCAGUGUCCCAGACUCUGAAAUGGCUCCAGGAAUUUUCUCUCUCUUGCUUGCCUCUCAGGAUUAAACAUGAUGAUGGCUACAAACUGCUCAAAUAAACAAAACUCAGAAACCACUGGCUUAUGCCCACCGUCUUGGAGGUUCUUUCAGCUGUGGAGCCUCAGAAGGGCUCUCCUGCCUGGGGCUUCUGGCCCGGACCCAACCUGCCAACAUGUUUUCUUUGGCCUGGGUAGUUUAUACAUUUGACCCAAUUUUUAAAAAUCGGUAUACUUCACAUAAAAGUCCAGAUCCCCAGCUUCUCUUGAAGAAUGACCAUCUGGCCAUGUGAGCUCUUCAUGGCAAUGAUACCCAGUACACAAGCUUCCCUGGUCACUGAGGGCCCCACCUGGCCGCUCUGUUCACCUAAGUGCCCCGCCUGACCCCUGUAUGCUGGGAGUUCGCCUCCCCACCUCUGUAGGUUAUUUCCUGUGAGGCUGCUGUGGGGCAAGCCUGAUAUGAGGCCCAGGGAUAUGAAGAAUGAGGAGGCCAGACCCUACCCUGAAGAGAGUAUAUAGCCUAGGAGGGGGUCCACUGAGGUGGGUGCCAGUGCGCCCAGGAGAGUGGCUUAGGGGUGGGAUGAGGGUAAGAUUUUUCAAAGGAAGUAGCUGGAAGCCUGGGGCUUGGGACCCAUGGGAUUGGAGGGAGCAUGCUUUGGGGGCUUUGGAAGGUUGAUUCCUAGGCUUGGAAUCAAGUUCAAAAUUUCACUUGUGGCCUGCAGAGCUGCCUCAUGGCCACUAGAGGGCGCUCCAGCACAGAACUCUCCAGGUCUGACUUCUUUCCUCCAGCAGAGCCACGUGCCCCCUGUGCCCACCCUGCUUACCAGCACUUCUGGGUUCAGGGAAUUUGAAAACAUCUAGAGAAAACUAGCUCAGGCUUGGAAAGUCUGGCUACUGCCCUCUGCCACUUACCAGCUGCAUGAAGGGGUGUAUGUGGAGUGACCCUCCCCCACUCCUCCCUGGGCUGUGGAUGAAAGGAGGGGGCUAAGCUAGUUUAGAGUCUCACACUCAGAUGCCCUCAGGCCAGGUAGGUGAGUUAUGUAAAUGAAUGAAGUGGCCCUUUGAGUUGAGGCCUACUUCACUUUGACUUUCCCCCUGUUACUAGAGACAGAGACGUUGCUUUGCACAAUCUAGUUGAUAAUGGCAACUUGCCUUGAGAGCAAGAGUGUGGUGGGGACUGUGGCAGAGCAUAGAUCCCCAUCUGAGGGUCGCAGCUGCCAUUCAGUUGUAGCUAAUUGCUGUGAUGUGGGGAUGAAGGUCUAAUGUCAGAAAUCUGGAGAAGCCAGAAAUCCAGAUUUUUAUGUGAAAUAUCCUGAUUUUUUAGGUGUUGGCAACUAAUUCAAAAAUUAAUCUGCAAGCCAAACAAAAGGUGUAGGGCCCAGCUUUGGCCCCUUUACCACCAUAGAUCCCUCUGGGGCAGUCACACACUGGGACCCUGGUUGCUCUGCCAUCAGGGAUGCUGGGAGCUGCAGCCAGUGGACAGGGUGUGGGGCAUGCCUCCAACAUCGUGGCUCCUUGGCACAGGCUGAACAGUGUCCUGGGUCCCUGACAGGCACUGGCCAUGGGUGGUUUGUACACACUACAAUAAAUGCAGCUCGUGAUGUUGUGUA